AUUAUUGAUCACCUAACCUCUAGCCAAUAUAACAACUUUGUUACCACAAAACGCAAACACAGUGUUACUUGUACACACUCACAGAAGAGAUGGAGUCCUCACGUGGCAAGGUUUUAAAAUUACGGCCGAUAUAUAGGAGAGUAGGAGAGAGUAGCUAAUUAAUGUUAUAAAGGCUCAAGCCUAUAUAUAUAUAGGAGUAGCUAAUUUUAUAAGGGGACGAGUUCUUUGACAUUAAUAUGGAAUUCUUGUUUUGUUUGGACAUGAUGAUCUUUGGAAUUGGAAUUGUGGGGUGGCGUUCCCCCAAAAUCCCUUCACUGCUUUUGGAUCUGGCCUGAGCUCCGUCUUCGACUUAAUCCUGUAAGACAAGGAGCCAUCGUUAGUGCCUAACCGUCCAGUAACAAUUGAGAAGGCACUCUGAUAGUUAAUUAAGUAAGCCCUUGAUCAAGAAGAUGAUGUACAGAGCUCUUAUUAGAUCAGUAGAAACGACGUACCUCUUUGGGUAUGCCAGCACUUGUACCACCAACACCACACCACUACCGCAGCCGCUACUACCAUGGGUUGGUUUUAGUUUCUUGUCUAGCGUGCGUAUGCCAUCUUUCUACCACCACCACUACCGCUCCUACCAUCUUUUAUCUCUCUAUACCAUCUUUCCACCAUCUUCCAUCCUUUCAAUCACAACAUAUCUUUACCAAGAGUACCACGCCACCACUCGCUACCGUCAUCACCAGCACCACCCUCUACCACUGUCACCACCCUCAUCCCCAUCCUUACACCACCAUUGGCUACCUCUGCUUCAACAAACACAUACAACCAUGACCACCAUCGCUACCCUCCUCUCCACCACAUUACCACGUGCAUUUAGCACCUCUCCACCACCAACCACCACAAACACUUGGCGACCAUUAGUAAAACAUCUAAAGGGAAUAAGUACUGAUGAUAUCAAACCCAUUUAUCUUUCUUUCAUUUUUCAGAGCAUCACCUUACUUUUUCCCUCCCUUCAAUGUCAGGUUAUAAAAGUACCUCAAGUUCCUUCUAUCUGUGGCUAGAAUGCCUUUUCAGUUGUGUUUAAGUUCAGAGUUGUACUUUAGUAAAUCCUUGGUUUUAUCUUAUUUUAUUAUCAGUGUUAUU
This is a messenger RNA of Rhododendron vialii, 1128 nucleotides long. RefSeq lists its product as uncharacterized. The transcript has 2 exons. Bases 450 to 1046 code for a protein of 198 amino acids. The record is from RefSeq and is a predicted model, not a curated record. Lineage: Eukaryota; Viridiplantae; Streptophyta; Magnoliopsida; Ericales; Ericaceae.